This is a messenger RNA of Rotaria sp. Silwood1, 351 nucleotides long. NCBI's taxonomy places the organism in Eukaryota, Metazoa, Rotifera, Eurotatoria, Philodinida, Philodinidae. The record is from the annotation of a GenBank genome assembly.
AUGUUAGUUAGAUGGGAUAACUCAUUUCAUCAAAAAUCAGGGGGUUUAUGGUCAACAGGAAUUAAUCAAAUAUAUUCAGUACCAAGAGUUUAUCUUUCACAAUUAUUAAUUGUUCAUUUAACGAAUAUGCCAAAAUAUGUUUCACAAAUUAUUCAAAUUUGUUUUUUAAUUAAUCUUCGAAUACCGAAUACACGUGUGAAUUUAAUGAACGUUAUUGAGCCAUUAUGUGAAACAGAAGGUUUUCAAAAAUAUUUAGAUCAACAACAACAUGAAUUUAAUAUGUCUCAACAAAAUAUAUCCAUAUUGGAACCAUUACUUUGUCAAGUUCGUGAACGUAUGCAAAGAGUUUAA